Messenger RNA from Rhea pennata, 3304 nucleotides. RefSeq names its product protein phosphatase 2C like domain containing 1 (gene PP2D1). The record is from RefSeq and is a predicted model, not a curated record. The transcript is spliced from 5 exons. Bases 299 to 2551 code for a protein of 750 amino acids. Gene Ontology annotation, molecular function: protein serine/threonine phosphatase activity. Gene Ontology annotation, biological process: protein dephosphorylation. Lineage: Eukaryota; Metazoa; Chordata; Aves; Rheiformes; Rheidae.
GCAACGGCACUCUGUGCCUGGAAGUCUUUGAUGUGUGAACCAGAAGCAGAAAUGUUAAUAUUGAGGGGAAUCCCGACAUAUAAAGAAGCUCUCGCCUUGCUGACUUACACAAGCAAAAAUGAUGACAGACUUCUGCAAGAUAACCAGAACAAUAAAUCUACCAGCCUGUGGCUAAGGAUACAGUUACUAUAGUAACAUUUAUAAACAGCAAUUUCGCUACAAAUGCAGAACAACUGCCUACUAUUUCAGAGAGGAACAGCUUAAAAAGAAAUCACUCUAUAACUGCUCUUAGAAUGAUAUGGGAGGAAAAUUAGAAGAUAAAUCAAAACUACCUGAUUCUGAGCUUUCCAGAGAUGAGGAAGAUCAUCUGGAGAAGGUCAGGAUUGUACCCAAGAACGUAGAUUCCAAGGACAUUUCAAUUUUUUGUUCAGUAUGUCAGCAAAGAAUAUACCCACAUCAUCUUUUUAAUCACAAAAAAAAGCAUACAGCCCUAAGUUUUCUGGGCUACAGUAGCCCACAGACAAAGACAGACAACAAAACACUUUUAGCUCAGAGACAGAAGCUGGUUUCAAAACUGACCAAGCUUCCUAGAUAUUCUGAGAGGCACAGGCAGAAGAUUGAUUAUUCAUUUGAAUUCCUUACAGACAGACAGACUUACACAUCAUCCUGUGAUCUUGAUAGCAUUAACAAUUCUAGCACUCUUAAGAAAGUAAAAAAUUCGUUAAUAAAAGCAUUAUCAAUUUGCCAAGAUAAAAAUUCCACUUGGCAAGGAGACAUGGAAGACAGAUAUUUUGUGCUGGACAAUUAUGGAAGUAGGUCAGACACAUGUUUUCUAGGGUUAGUUGAUGGCUGUCAUGGUGUGCCAGCUGCAGAAGCAGUUUCAGCAGAGCUUCCACUUUUAUUUCUUGACCAACUUGCUCAAACAGAUUCCUCCUACAAGAAGAGUAAGGAUGAACAGCAAAUCCUAGAUUCCUUUGCCACAGUAAUCACAGCAGACUACAGGGAAAAAGAGAGGAUUUUCUCUGACAAUGACAAGACUAACAAGACAAGUACUUACAAAUGGAUUCACAAAGCAUAUGCUAAGUCCUUCUGGAGAAUGGAUAGACUUCUACAACUAGGAAGGAAUGAAGUUUCCAAAGUUCGCUGGAGUGGCUGUUCAACUGUUACCUGUUUAGUGGAGAGAAUUCACAGUGAAAAGACAGACAGCACUGAGGAGGAAGAAAGAAAAUAUUUUGAAAACCACAGGCACAGUCCAUUAGCCAGGACAUCCAAAGGUGCUGCUGGGUUACUGCACAUUGCUAAUAUUGGUAAUGUACAUGCAGUCUUAUGUAAAAAUGGAAAAGCAUAUUGCCUCUCAGAAGAGCACAGCACUUCUAAUGCAAGCGAGAGAAAACGCAUACUACAGAAUGGUGGCAAAAUCAGCAUUAACGAACCAGAUGGCUUAGUAGAAGGGCGUCUGAAAACCACAAGGGGUCUUGGACAUCAUGGAGAUCCAGUACUGAAAAAAUCUGUUAUACCUGUACCUCAUACUGUUUCUGUCCCUAUCGAUGAUUCCUGUCAAUUUCUUAUUUUAGCUUCCAGUGGUCUUUGGGAAGUUUUGGAUUAUGGUGAGGUACUUGCAUUAACACUAACAACAUUCACUCAGUAUUUGAGAGCAUAUGGAUGUAUCCAACAAAAUGGAAAUUCUCUGCACAAGUGUCAGUAUUUGAUGCCUCUUUCUGAAGACCAUUUAAAUGACUUGAAGGCUAUUAAUGAGCUGCAAGAUGAAGCAGAGAUACUACAUUCUAAUAAAGACAGUUUUCUUGCUGACUCAAAAGGCAACCUCAUAAAAAAUGAGCCAAUAUGUUCCCGGAGGAGCUAUCUGCACAGUGAAGAUGGAGUUUUUAAAGACGCUGAUGACUACAAAAAUCAAGCAGAUACAGAACCAGGUUCUUUCAGUAAUAGUGAAAUACAUUCACAGGGCAGAGAAUCUGGUUCUAGCACACAAAGUGGCUCUGAAGAACUGAAACAGUUUGAUGACCAAAAAGUGCAUCUAUUUAACAGUUUUCAGGGACAUUCACAGACUGCAGGGCAAGACGACACAGACUUAGACCUCUUGCACAGAAAGUGUCUAAGUCCCACUGCUGAACAACUGGUGAAGAAUGGGCUGGUAAUGGAGUCAACAGACACAAAACAGCCUGAAGAUGACACAAAAGCAUACCUUUCUAAUUGCGACUCAGAUGCAAAACUGGCAGAAAAAGCAGACUCCAAGCCAUUUUCUGACAAAACUGCAAGUUACACUAGUCAACAAACAGUAAAGACUGUACUGACAGUUGGUUCUAAGCCAUCACCACAGUCUGAAGAGGACACAGAAGUAUACCUGUCUAGCUGUGAAUCACCCACUGCAGCAAGUGGCAGUGUUCCCUCUGAGACAUUCUACAACAACGCAGCAGGCUACGCAACUGAACAACUGGUCAAGACUGCAUUAGCUGCAGGGUCAAGAGAUAACAUUACUGUUUUGAUUGCACUUCUAAAUGGAUGUGAUAAAAUACCUAAUUAUGUCAACAUUUAAAAAUGUAUCAUAAAAUAAAUGGAGUGCCACUGUACAUACAGCACAAGCUUAUAUUUAGCUGUGCCAUGGAGUUGCUCAUAAUCAUCUUGAAUGAUGAUGCACAUAGCCAAUUCAUUAUAAGAAAUCAAGCAUCUCUGGAACUGUGCAAAUGCAAUAAAAGCUUUUGGAACUUAGAGCAGGAAGAAACACAAAUCACAAAUCCUUUUUUUAACCACUUUAUUCAAACCUGAGCACCUCAAUAUAAAACUAAACACUGGUGAACUGUCAUUUUCCUUGCUAAAUCCGGAUUACUGCAAAUUUAAAAUCUGCACGAAUAAGUUUCUGCUAUCAGGUCAACAUUUAAAUAGACUAAUUCAUCUCUUCUGACACACUUGGUAGAUUUCAUAUAAUGAAAAUAACUAAAAGAAUUAGUGCAAUAUACUGGACAGACCAAAAUAAAAUGUACUUUGGAAAACAAAGUUGCGAAGUUCAUUACUGACAGACAGCAGUACUUAUGUUACAGAUACAGGAGCAUCAUCUAUUACUGUUCUAGCCAUAAAGGAAGAACUCAGAACCCCCUUUAAUUAGAGAGGAAAAAAGUUAGCUUUAAGUAACUGUACAUUCUGUAUACCUUUAAGCAACUCUUAAAUAUUACAGAAAUUAUUAAACAAAUGUAGACUACAAUGCAGAGUACCCUAUUUACAGUACAUUAAUAUCCAAAUUUAAAAUCAAGUUGAAUGUACAUAAUUGUUAAUGCACUAUUUAUUCCUUGAA